CUCAGUGAGAGGGAAGUAAAACAAGAGAACAGCAGACUAAACACUCAUAUAUGUUAGAGCAAGAGUGGAGGGUAAGAAAGGAUUUUCGAUUAAGAAAGAGGACAACAAAGACAGAAAAAAAGACUGAAGGCAAGCUGAGAACAGAGCUGAGACGGGGAGGAGCAGACAAUUUUAAAAGGAUUUGCAGGAUCAAAGUCUAAAGAAAAAGGUGAAGAUCGCGAAAGACAAGUGUUAAGGACAAGGACUGGCAUUGUAUAUCAUAUAUGGAACUCAAGUUUUUAAACAAAUUACACGUUGCUGAAGGAGGAAAAAACAAACAAAAAAACUGGAUUGCUGAGCUCCCACACCUCUCUGCUCUUAACCCCACAUUUAAACUGCAGCUGUGCUGAAAUCUCUACAGAAGGAAUAUUUAUGAGCCAAAUGAAGAACAACCCUGAAGUUGUCACUCCUCAGACACAAUGACCACCUUCUCCUCUGUCUCUUCAUUUCCCUUCACUCUUGCAGACUCCGCAUCGUCCAACUCCUCUCUUACUCUCUCUACUUUAUCCCUCCCUGUUUCGAUGUCCUCUUUCUUGGCUACCACUUCUCCCCAAAACCCAACUGUGUGUUCGUUUGAUGACACCACCCUACGUCUACUGCAGGCGGUCCUAUACUCCCUGUUCUUCGUCUUUGGGCUUGUGGGUAACCUCUUUGCCCUGUGGGUCUUCCUUUUCCUACAUUCAAGUCGCAACUCUGUGCGGGUGUUCCUAAUCAACUGUGCUGUGGCUGAUCUGGUCCUCCUGGCAUGUCUGCCUUUCAGGGUUUUCUACCAUGUUAAUGGCAAUAAGUGGGUACUGGGAUCUGUAGCCUGCAAGCUGGUGGGGAAUCUGUUUUAUAUGAACAUGUACAUCAGUAUUACGUUACUGGGGUUCAUUAGCUUGGACAGAUACUUGAGGUUAAAAGGGAAAGGCAGAGCACGGAGAUGCAUGAAGAUGACACUGAUGGGGCGCAGCCGGGAGUGGAGCUGGGUGGCCUGUGGAGCUCUGUGGGGUCUGUCACUGGUGGCGCUGGUGCCAAUGAUUGCCACAGCAGAGGACAAAGAGGACAAGGACAAAUGUUUCCAAUACAAGCAGCGUGUACAAGCCAAAGGCAAAGCCUACUUCAACGGGGCACUGGUUUUUUUGUUCUGGCUCGUCUUCAUCAUGCUGGUGGUCUCCUAUGCAAAAGUUGCUUCCCAGUUGCUGAAGGUGUCGCGGGACAAGCCGGACCUUCCCAACGCACAACGAUAUGAACGAACUGCCAAAAAGUCUUUCUUUGUCCUCUUUCUGUUUACCGUCUGCUUCGGGCCCUACCAUGCCUUUCGCCCCGUUUACAUCAUCUCCCAGCUCAGGGUCACAAUACCUUGUGACUACUUGCAACUGAUAGACAGUACCAAUGAGGUGAUGCUGUUGUUCUCUGCCUUCAAUAGCUGUUUGGAUCCUAUCAUGUACUUUCUGUUAUCUGGCUCAGUGCGUAAAACUGCCCUCCAAGCACUUGGACAUAGACUUGGCAACCGGCUUCUCUUCCUGAAUGAAGCAACAUCAAACAGCUCGACAAUGGAACUCAGACGACCAUCUGUACCUAUGGCUUUUCCUAACCGUGAACUUACCACCCCCUCAGUCACCCCCAGAACAAGUAUCUGUGUCAUCAAUUCCAACCUCUGUCGCACAGGCCUGACCACGCUUCCGACUACUGGCCAACAGUGAUCACAAGUUUGUCUGAUUGCAAAUGAUGUAAGCAUGAACACUGAAAAAUAAACAUCUGACAUUACCAAAUUAGGCCAGACUCAUUGGCUAAUUGUCUGUAAAACUGAGUACUACUGAGCUAUUCUUACUGUGUUCUGGAUUCUAAACAUGUGUGAUGCUGUGGGAAUAACUGUUUGAAUUAUAGUUUAUGUUUAAAUGCAUUAGUGAAAGUCUGUAAAGUCUGAGGAGAUGCACUUCAUUGACUACUGUGACAGCACCUUUAGGAAUUCAUGCUAUAUGGGUUUUUCCCUUCACACAGAAUGAAGUAAAUGUGAUUAUUGGUAACAAUGGAUUAGGUAUCUGGUGAAUAAUGUUAGAAAACACAUUUGUAGUAUUGAUAUUAUCUUGUCUGUGUUGAAGAGAUAUAUGGACAGGUUUAAAAAUAAAUGUACACUCAGACAGAGGCACAGCCUAAAAAGCACAU
Etheostoma spectabile (orangethroat darter) is the source of this 2187-nucleotide messenger RNA. RefSeq names its product G protein-coupled receptor 34a (gene gpr34a). The record is from RefSeq and is a predicted model, not a curated record. Gene Ontology annotation, molecular function: G protein-coupled purinergic nucleotide receptor activity. Lineage: Eukaryota; Metazoa; Chordata; Actinopteri; Perciformes; Percidae. Gene Ontology annotation, cellular component: membrane. Gene Ontology annotation, biological process: G protein-coupled receptor signaling pathway. The transcript is spliced from 2 exons. Bases 459 to 1724 code for a protein of 421 amino acids.